AUGCUCCGGUCCCCGGGAGAGCCCGAGCCGGGCAGAUUUCCUUAUCCGGGGAUCGCAGGCCAUCUCGCUAUUGGCCCGCUCUGUCACAUGGACUCCAACUUUGUUCACUUGACAAAAUUAAUGGCCAUGAGCUCGUUUUUGAUCAACUCCAACUAUGUGGACCCCAAGUUCCCACCCUGUGAAGAGUAUUCCCACAGCGAUUACCUUCCCAAUCACUCGCCGGAAUAUUACAGCAGCCAGAGGCGAGAGAGCACUUUCCAACAUGAAGCGAUGUACCAGCCGCGGUCAGCAUGCAGCGAACAGCUCUACCCGUCCUGUCAGAGCUCCGGGCACCAAGCAGCGGUGUUAUCCCCCCGGGGUCAUGUCCAUCCUCCGGCCGGACUGCAGAGCCAUCUCUCUGAGCCAAACCAUCCCUGCGAGCCGGGAACCCCCAGCCCUCCACCCUCCUGCAGCCAAAACUCUCUGAACCAAAGCCCUUCCAAUUCCUCUUGCAAAGAGCCGGUAGUUUACCCCUGGAUGAAAAAAGUCCAUGUAAGCACGGGUAAGUGAACUAAAGUGGCUUUGCUUUAUACUAAGUAGCACCUCAAAGUCUUGUAGAAAUCUUAUUGCACCAGUUGUAAAAUAACCAUUCGUGGAGAUUUACGAUCGCCUGUUUGCAGAGCGGUAUAAUUACAUCCUCCAUAAAUUUUUAUUGCUCUGCUUGGCCGUGUGCCUUUGAAGUCUCUGUUACCAUCCUCCUCCAAUUUCUUGCAGG
This is a messenger RNA of Meleagris gallopavo (turkey), 754 nucleotides long. Lineage: Eukaryota; Metazoa; Chordata; Aves; Galliformes; Phasianidae. The record is from RefSeq and is a predicted model, not a curated record.